This is a messenger RNA of Rubroshorea leprosula, 638 nucleotides long. Lineage: Eukaryota; Viridiplantae; Streptophyta; Magnoliopsida; Malvales; Dipterocarpaceae. The record is from the annotation of a GenBank genome assembly.
UUAAAUUUAAAAUUUAUCUAAAAAAUUUAAUUAUUAAUUAAUUAUUUUAAGUCUUUGUUAAGUAUUUUUUAUUUUAUAAUUAUUAAACUGUUUCGAGUGCUGACUUGAAUUCGUGUGUUUGGAUCAAAAUCUGCUUCCAAUGAAUGUCAAUUUCAUGGGUAGUGGCCACGUCUUGGUCGAAAAAAAUGUAAGCUUUAGCUAUGAGAACAUAGAAGAGAGGAAAGGACGAGCCCCAACAGUGAUAAAUCUUGGUGGAAACAAAAGAAGAAGGAGAAGGAGCGAUAGUCAAGGAGGAAGUGGGAGCCUAAGCAUUUUCUGAAGAUCGUUGAUUGGUCUCCCACCCUAGGAAGUGGGAGCCUGAGCAUUUUUGAAACACUCAAUCUACAUUAUGCUUGUCCAUUAAAGUUUUGAUUUUUUUUUUUUCAGUGUUCUGUGAUGCAACUGUAUCUGUCAUUAGCCAUUCUUGACUAUUUUAACACUAUUUUUUCCUCUUUGAUAUGCCACUUUUAAUUUGUUGAGUUUUAAUUUGUGCUUUAAAGUUCAACAUUGGGUUUACCUUUUGUUUGAGCUGACUUUUGUUUAGUAUUUGCUACAUUUGGUUUAGUAUUUUGUGAUUCCAAUAAAAGGUUUAAAUGCUG